Messenger RNA from Talaromyces stipitatus ATCC 10500, 5208 nucleotides. RefSeq lists its product as uncharacterized. Bases 1 to 5031 code for a protein of 1676 amino acids. Lineage: Eukaryota; Fungi; Ascomycota; Eurotiomycetes; Eurotiales; Trichocomaceae. The transcript has 2 exons. The record is from RefSeq and is a predicted model, not a curated record.
AUGUCGUCUAAGGGCACCCCGCCUACCGAUAUCCCCCACCUCAUCCAACGUCUAGAGACAGCCUUACUAGACAAAUCAGAGAGACAGACACUGCAAGCACUCUGCAGGGCCGUUGUGCAGCAGCUUGAUCCGAACUCACUCUACAAGUGUGCCUGGGAAGCUGCCCAGCUCUCCGAGUUCUUGUCUGACGAAACAUACAUACAGCUGUUGAGGAGCUUCACCAACUGCAUUGCUUCGGGAACUCAUGAUCACACCUCGCCUGACCCAGAAAUUCUUCGGCUGGAGACAGCUAUAUCCUACAAUGACAAGCAACAACAAUAUGAUUUAAUUCGUGCUAUAUCGGCGACGCUGGACGCUAUGGUGGAUGCUGGCGUCUCCGGCCUCAGUCGUGAAGGUCUUCAUACUCCACUAUUGACUACACUGGAAGGCUUGAGCAAUGACUUAGAGCUGCAUCUCGCCCAAGCAGCAUCUUAUGCCGCGCAAGCCUUGAGAGCUGUGCCCGACGACGAUUCUCCCGGCGACGCAAUAGCUCGCGGGUUUCUACGGUCCGUCAACGUUGCAAUGAUGAUUACCGGUGGUGUUUUGUCCAAAGAUCCCCAGAAGUUGUGUGAAGCUGCGCUUGAAGUUAUCAAAGCAGGCUCUGAUUUCAAGCAAUACGCUUGGAAUCAGGUAAAGGCUCACACAGGAAAGUCUUGGUACAUGGCUCUGCGAAUUACCGACGUACUUAUCAGGAACCAAGCCCUUGACGAACUCGAGGCCUAUGUGAGCAGUGUGAGCUGUCGCAUAGAGAAAUCGUUUUUGUGCGGAAUAUACGCCCAGCUCGAGGGUUAUCGGCAAACUUUCCCAGAGCAGCGCUGUCAACAUGUAUACGACAGUCUUCCAACCAGCGACAAACCGCGUGUACUAGCCUGGAUCAAAUUCUCCACUACAAAAUCUACACAGGUCCAGCAGACCCCUACUGACAGCGGAAAGGGAGCUGGGCACCUUCGGUUGAUAGGCCGCGAGGGCAAGAAAUACGAGUGGAAAUUCACUGCAUCCCUCAUAGAGAGGCGACCUAGAUACCAAACCGACAUAAUCACCAGCCAAGACUUGCUUACUAUGGCCUGCAAAAGCUCUCCAGAGGUUCUACGAUACUACGCGAUGCAAGCUUUAAAGCAACAUUAUUUUGGUAAUGAUCUUCUUCAGAUCAAACGCCUAUCCGGAGAUACACUGCCAAUGGAACAAUGCUAUAUCAAUCUAUCGGUUGUCUCAGGCCCCGAAAACAAAGACAUAACAUUACGUGAAAUAUUUGAGCCUCGAGAGCAAAACGGUCAUGCAGAAAAAAUCCGACCCAGGCAGGUUUUCAUUGAAGGCCAGGCAGGUGUAGGCAAGACUACUUUGUGCAAGAAGAUGACUUAUGACUUCUUUUACAAUGGUCUAUGGAGUGAUCAAUUUGACUGGCUGUUUUGGAUACCACUAAGAAACUUGAAAGAGCAUCCGUCCACUGCUUUUAAUCUUAAAGGAGUGUUCGCAUAUCAGUUUUUCUCGGAUCAAGUUGACCAGCACCGUGAUUUAUUGGCGGAGUACCUAUGGAAAGAGGUUGACAACCCAACCGACAGGAGUCGCGUGCUCUUCGUCCUUGAUGGUCUUGAUGAGAUUACACAUUACUGGGGCGAUGACACAGUUAUGCAACGCAUGUUUCGCCGACUUUUGCAAGGGCCGCACGCAGUGAUUGUAACUACCAGGCCUUACGGUACAAAUAUAGCAGAAAUAAGCAAGUUCGACUUCAGACUCAGAGCAGUUGGGUUUAAAUUAGAACAGAUCGAGUCCUAUGUGAAAUCAGCAGAAAUAACACCUGAGAGGAAAACUGCCGAACAGAUCCUCUCCUUCAUCAAAUCACACUCAGGAAUCGAGAACGUCAUGCGCAUUCCCAUUCAGCUGGACGCACUGUGCUAUACCUGGAGUGACUCUUCUCAAGAUGGCAAUGAUACAUUCCAGACAAUGACGGCGGUAUAUGAAGCAAUAGUAGUGAGCCUGUUGAGGAAAGAUGCCGUAAAACUAGGGAGAGUGGCCAAUCACUCCAGCGUGGACGAAAUGUCAGCUGCUGAGAUUCACGGUCUCAUGGCCGAAGAGAUCAAUCUUCUUGAAGGUUUGGCAUUUCAAGGUAUAUAUAACGGACUCAUCGAGUUCAACAAAUCUACCCGAAGUCACAUACACAAGUUCCUCAAGGACAACGGGAAUGCUAUCCCUCAGGCACAUAACAGCGUGCUCAGAAGCCUCUCCUUUCUACGAUCAUCCAAUGAAGGAGCAGAAGAAGAUAAGCAGGGCUUUCAUUUUAUACACUUGACGUAUCAAGAGUACUUUGCCGCUUGUUACUUCGUCAAACACUGGUUCAAAGGUACGGAGAUACCUUGUAUCAAACUACAAAACAGGAACGUAGUCGAUACUUGCGGCUUUUUUCCAUCCACAAUCCUAGACAGACAAAAAUAUAGCAUCCGUUACAACAUGAUUUGGCGCUAUGUAGCAGGCCUUCUGCAUACUCGGAGCAGCGGCAAACCGCAGCCACUCAUAAAGUUCUUCGAGCAGCUUGAUGCAGAGACGCAGGACCUCUUAGGUCCAACCCACCAGCGAUUGAUCGGACAAUGUCUGAGCGAAUUGCCUAUGGCUACUCUACCUUCGGAAUUCAGCAUUUUCAGGGCAAAAAUAGAAAGAAAGCUGUCUUGGUGGCUGGUGUUCGAGUGUGAUACCCGGGCAAAGUCCGUGCUUACCGGGGGACUAGAAUAUCCUGAAUAUAUGGUGUACCGUGUAUUCAAGCAUGCGCCACUGGACAGGAAGAUGCACAUAUUGUCUGGCUUGAAUGAAAGAUCGAGAAAUUCUCAUGGACUUAUGCAAUUGGCUCGUCUGUGGGUAACAAAAGGACACGUUGAUGGUCAAGACUUAGAAGACGUGGCAUUCAAGUUAAUAGCACGCAAUGAUUGGGAAUCUAAGAGGAAAGCAUUGGAUAUCGUCCAUGACUACAUUCUGGAGCCAAUGUCCAUCACUGAAUUUCGGCUAUACCUUGAUGCAGCUGCUGCCCUAGAUUUGGGAAUGGGUUCACCUCCCAAGGGCUUUCAGGAUAAACUCGUGGAGUGGCUACAACACGAAAAUGCGGAAUGGGUCCUUGCAGUGUCUUCUUUUCUUUCGUUCUCUCGGCUCACUUUGCCACCAGGAACCGUUCAUACACUGAUUCUAUGGCUGCUUCACAAAGAUCCUUGGGUAAAGGAAUACAGAGCUAUCACUAUGGAUCCACAGCCAACUGUAGUAUCUCGAGUCUUUGAUGCAUUCUUGACGAGCCUUAAAGAGAGGAGCGUAUCCUCGCAUUUGUUGGCAGCGGCAGGCUCAAGUAUCAUUCGGCGGGAUCCUGGGAUUCUCUCCGUCUUAAACAGAAUGUCAAAGGAUAAUCCUUCCGGAGAUGUGCAACAGGUCAUUGAGUCGCAUCCUCUUUUCGAGGAAGCGAUGACACUACUCUUUAUCAGAAAUUAUGUGAAAGAGAGCCUGCGGAAUCAACCAGAGCUUCCGUCCGAAAUGCAGGAAUUCCUCGUCAAUCAAUUGGACAAUGAGAAUACCGUGGUGAAACAGAGUGCGGCGGAUGUCUUGGAGAACUUAUCGAAUCUAUCUCUCAGUUCUCUUCAAAGUCUGGGAGAUAAAAUGAAGGCCAUCAGUGAUCCCUUGGUAUUACGAAGUUUAAUACUUUGCUUCGCUCAUUACCGUAACUUGCCACAAAAUAUAAUACAAGGGCUGGUGGACGUACUGAUAGGUCAGGACACUGAUUUAGCCGAGCAGGCUGAAAAGGCGCUGAGCAAGGCAGUGUUGCCCAGAGUAACGCUUGCUGACUUAGUGAAGACGCUAUCUCUCGAUCACAGGCGCCAUUAUGCCGAACGAAUCUUGAUGUCUCAGUCACCCUUGCCCAGUGAUAUUCUUCAGGAGAUAUGGAGACGUUUCCACGAUUCGGCAUGGUUGAUAAUCAUGAGCCAGCCAGUACUGCCUCCAGAGAUGAUUGACGCUCUAGUUAAUAUUGUAGAGGACGAAGAUAGGGCGAUAAAUGUAAGGUGUCAGGCUAUAUUGGCAAUUAAAAAUCAAUCAAUAUCGCACUCUGGGGUAUUUAACGCUAUGCUUACUGGCAUCGGAGAUAAAAGCCCUUAUAUCAACGAAGCGGCAGCGAAAACCCUGAGUAAAUAUUCAGACUUACCAUCCACCGCUCUUGAUGCCUUGACUAACUGUCUGCGUGAAUGCGACUAUGCUCCAACAAGGAAGUGGGCCAUAGAAGCCUUAAGAAAACAGCAUUCAACCUUGCCAUCCGAUGCAAUUGAUGGACUAAUCAAAUGCUUGGAUGACGAAUAUCUCAGGGGGACUGCACUAAUGACUCUAUGGGAACAUUCGGACUCAGUUUCUAGAGCUAGAGCUUUAAAAAUUCCAGUUUCCUUUUUGUGCCAUGAGGACAAGCAUGUGAGGUCAUGGGCAGCGGAGAUGCUAGGUCAAAUAUCCAGCUUACCACCAGAAACACUCAUCGCCCUCUUGGAUUGCAUUGAUGAUACGUAUUUCUAUGUACGAUGGAGAGUCGAGGAAGCCUUGAAGAACCAAUCCACCUUUCCGCCAGACAUACUUCAUAGGGUGACUCUACGAUUCUCGGCCGACAACGAAGAGAAAUCAAAAACAGCACUCUCUCUGUUGCAUAAAAGAGAGGAAUUCUACCUCUGGCUUCCAAAAAUGAACUGGCACCAAUUCCGGUGCUUCUAUCAAACCGCUGUGAGCUGGAGUUUUCAGAACACAUUCGUUGUUGUCCUCAAGCACAAAAGCAUUUUUAUUGCACUACCAGAUAUGCAGAAGGAGAUCCCAAUCACGAAUAUGUGUGACCGAUUGAAACUUCGAGUGUACUUCGCAUUGGCCCAACUUUUGAUUUUGCAUGGAAGAUCUCAGUGGGUUACGGAACUGGUCAAGAGCAAAGAGAAGUUGAUAUUUGUUGUUUUUGUUCUUCCUAUAAUAAUCACUAUCACUGCCUUCAUCUGGUUUUGAAAACACGGGAAGUCAGUCAAUGAGAUCGACGCGCGUCUUGUUGGAAUCUAUGAUUCUUGAAUUCUUAGCAGUACCAUAUCAGUCUGUACCUGGUGCUGGUGUUCUCUGUACUCUGCGAAUAGAUUGCGAAGAGAAAUGUAGAGAAAAGAGAAAUAAAUGUACAAGACAGAUUACUGG